Molecule: messenger RNA, 2694 nt
Organism: Bradysia coprophila
Lineage: Eukaryota; Metazoa; Arthropoda; Insecta; Diptera; Sciaridae
Gene: Fatp1
Product: Fatty acid transport protein 1
Biological process (GO): long-chain fatty acid metabolic process; long-chain fatty acid import into cell
Cellular component (GO): endoplasmic reticulum membrane; plasma membrane
Molecular function (GO): long-chain fatty acid transmembrane transporter activity; long-chain fatty acid-CoA ligase activity
Source: RefSeq, a predicted model, not a curated record
GACGAGCGGACGCGAAUUUAUAAGUCGGUUAAACGUGAAUGGAAUCGUGAAUAGUCUCACCUGUUUUAUAUUAUCAUUGUGUGAUUCUUUUUUCUUUAAUUUUUUUCUAUUUUUAAAUUCAAUAAUUUUUGUUUUUGUAAAUAUUAUGAACAUGUCGAUGAUUAUUUGUUUGAAGAUUUAAUGACUGUUGACCUCUGGAUAUUAUAUAUGGCAAUGUAAAUUUUUAGCUUUGAUAAAAGCUAUAAUUUGAACAAUUAUUUCUGUGUGAUAUACAUUAACUGGUGUGCAUUGGAAUAUCUAGAAUAUAUCGUAAAAAGUUAUCAGAAUAUAAUUGAAGAAGAGAAGUGAAAAAGCACAACAAUUAUUAGAAUGUUAUUUUAAGUGGCUCUGUGGUGUUUCCAAUUUGCAAUUCAAAAUUAUACCUUAUACCUAGGCAAUAUUAAGUCAUAAUGAAGUUUUCCGAUGUGGAUAUAGAGAAAAACGCGACUGCUGAUGAAUAUCGACAUACAAACACCAAUAAAACGAUCAGCUGUACGAACAACAAUAACAGCAACAGCAACAACAACAAUCAUACAAGUUUUCAAUUGAAUGACGACUACAACUUCACAUUACCAACGAAGAAAGACAGCAAACAGGCUGAAACAGUGAAGAGCAGAAAAUCAGUCGCUUGCCGUGUAUCUGUUGUAUUAGUCAGUUGUUUUUUGGUGAUAUUUACUUUAAGUACAGUGACUUUAGUGUGGUAUUACAUGGGUUGGAUUUAUGGAGUGCAAGCCAUUGUGGUGGCAAUAAUUGCUGUGUUAGGAGCAUCGGGCAUAUGGAGACUGUUCGGCCAUUGGCUCUAUAUUGCGGCGGUUACUGGACCCAGAGAUGUACGCGCACUUCUGAGAUAUUUGAAAUUAGUUGUACUGGUGAAACGUUACCAACGCAAAAAUGUUACCAUCGGUGAUGUCUUCGUUAAUCUCGUCACGAAACAUCCGAACAAAAUUUGCUUCGUUUUCGAAGAUAGGGAGUGGACAUUUAAUGAGGUGAAUGAAUUUUCCAACCGUAUUGCACAUCAUUUCCACAGCAAAGGCUUCAAAGCUGGUGACAUUGUCGGCCUUUUUAUGGAAAAUCGUCCCGAAUUCGUGUGCAUAUGGCUUGGAUUGUCCAAAAUUGGUGUUAUCGUUCCUCUCAUCAACACAAACCUCCGAUUAGCUUCUCUACUGCAUAGCAUUACAGUAGCCAACUGCAAUGCACUCAUCUUUGGCAGUUCGUUAACAUCGGCCGUUGAUGAAAUUACGCUUCCGUCGUCGGUGGGCUUGUAUCAGUUCAAUGACAAACCGAAUGAGACUGUUAAAGAAAAUGCGCUAGAUUUGCUGGCAGUCAUGAAAUCGGCUUCCGCUGAUAACAUUGUCAACAGAGAUAAUCAGACCAGACAUCACAAUAAAUUGUUGUACAUCUACACGUCGGGUACUACGGGACUGCCGAAAGCUGCCGUUAUAUCACAUUCCAGAUUCAUUUUCAUUGCGGCCGGCAUUCACUAUGUGGCGGCCUUUAGUGAUGACGAUGUAUUCUACACUCCACUGCCAUUGUAUCACACAGCUGGUGGUGUUAUGAGCAUAGGACAAGCGCUGUUAUUCGGAAGCACCGUUGUCAUUCGAAAGAAGUUUUCAGCAUCCGGCUACUUCUCGGACUGUCAAAAGUACAAUUGCACUGUAUCUCAAUACAUCGGCGAAAUGUGUCGUUACAUUUUGGCCACGCCACAAUCGUCAACCGACAAAGGACAUAAAAUUCGAACGAUUUUUGGCAACGGACUACGACCACAAAUAUGGAAACCAUUCGUCGAUCGUUUCAAUAUACCGAAUGUUGCUGAGUUCUACGGUGCUACUGAAGGGAAUGCGAAUAUUGUAAAUAUCGACAACAAAGUCGGGGCUAUUGGGUUUGUGUCAAGAAUACUGCCGUCUGUGUAUCCAAUUAGUAUUAUAAGAGCGGAUCAGAACACAGGGGAACCGAUCAGAGGACCGGAUGGAUUGUGUCAGCUAUGCCGACCGAACGAGCCUGGCGUAUUCAUUGGAAAGAUUAUUCCGAACAAUCCUAGCAGAGCAUUUUUAGGCUAUGUCGAUGAGAAGGCAUCAUCCAAGAAGGUGGUGCGAGAUGUGUUCAAGAAAGGAGACUCGGCAUUCUUGUCUGGCGACGUACUGGUGUCAGACGAGCGUGGAUACCUUUUCUUCAUUGACAGGACUGGAGAUACGUUCCGAUGGAAGGGCGAGAACGUUUCAACCAGUGAAGUAGAGGCCCAAGUCAGCAAUGUUGCCGGCUAUAGAGAUUGUGUUGUUUAUGGUGUUGAGAUACCAAAUCUGGAAGGACGUGCCGGCAUGGCAGCUAUUUUGGAUGCAGAGAAAACGGUUGAUUUAACUGAUUUGGCCGAUGGUUUGAAGAAAGUUUUACCGUCUUAUGCACGGCCGCAGUUCAUUCGACUGCUAACAAAAGUCGAUAUGACUGGUACAUUUAAAUUAAAGAAAUUAGACUUGCAGAAACAAGGAUUCGAUCCGAGUGCGAUAGACGACAAAUUGUAUUAUUUAACAUCGAAGGGGACAUACUCAAUUUUAGAUAGAAAUGUUUACGAGCAAAUCAACAGAGGAGAAUUACGAUUUUAGAAUUUUUAUAAGAACCAAGCAGAAGAUUGAAUAGAUUUUAAGCUGUUUUUUUAAUUAA